GUCACGUCAGCAUAUGUGGCAUCAUCGCAGCAACAUGGCGGACGUUAGUGAAGAGGCCGCGGACGGAAUCCGUGAAACCGAUUUGAACGAAGAUAUCAUUUCUGGUGCUAUUGGUACCAGUGCAACCACACGAAUUGAUUUUGUAGAGAAUGAUCCACAAAAUUUUCCAGGCAUGGACGAAAUGUUAAAAGUAGCUACAGAUUUACAAGAUACAUCUGGACGUACGAUUCAAUUGACGGUCGACGAUUCCAAUGAGUCACCCAGAUUAGAAUUGGAAAGUUCCGGGCCUUCCUCAUCACCCCCAUGGCAGGCACCUGCAGGAGCUUAUCAAAAUGGUCAUCCUUCACCUCAAGCUGUCAUCCGACCAGGCACUGCUCAGAAAAUAGAUCACUUGAAGAAAUGGAGUAUUUCAACAUACAAGUAUACUAGGCAGUAUCUUUCUGAGAGAUUUGGUAAAGGUACAAGGACUGUAGAUACUGAACUUGAAGGACAAAUUCUUUUGUUAAAGGAAACCCAAGUUAAGUAUGUUAAUGUAUUAAAACUAGCAAAACAGAUGACAAACCAUUUCCAAAACAUGGUGCAAAGUCAGAGAAGUCUUGCUGAUGCCUUUGCAGAUUUAGGGAUGAAGUCACCUGAGCUCCAGGAUGAAUUCAACUAUAAUGCUGAAUCUCAGAGAUCACUGGUCAAGAAUGGGGAAGUUCUACUUGGAGCACUCAAUUUUUUUACAUCAAAUUUGACAACUCUGGUGCACAAAACUAUGGAAGACUCCAUCAUGACCGUGAAAGCAUAUGAAUCUGCCAGAAUAGAAUAUGAUGCUUACAGAACAGACCUAGAAUCCACCCAAGUUGGACCAAGAACAGCAGGGACAACUGUGAAAGCUGAGGAGGCAAAGCAACAAUUUGAUGUUCAAAAGGAGAAAUUUGACAGACUCCGUGGUGAUUUAGCAAUCAAACUAAGAUUUUUAGAAGAAAACAAGGUGAAAGUGAUGCACAAGCAGUUGUUGCUCUUUCAAAAUGCAAUUAGUGCUUAUUUUGCUGGAAACAAACAAGCCUUGGAUAGCUGUAUAAAGGAAUUCCACAUUAAAAUCAAGAACAAUGAAGGCAAACAGCCAUCUUUCCUGGAGCACUGAUGUCGUUGAAAAGUUUGUUAUCUGGGGCUGCUAGUCGAAGACUCAGUAAGCUACAUGUAUACAUAAAGAGAUGUUUGGAAUUUUUGUCUGGUUAAAUUUGACUGUGUUGAUGAAGAAAGCAAAAACACUACAAAGUGAAAUGGGAAUAGGAAUUAUGAUUACUAUGUAGUAUGAAAAUUUUGUGAGUAAAAGUUUUCAAGACUUUCAUGGAUUGUCCUCAGUGCACAAAAAUGCAUUAAGUUCCAGCAGAAAAAAACCGCAUUAAUUUGCUCUUGUCAGUUUGGUAAUGAAGUUGUCAAUUUAAGUUUAUAAUAUUAAGGGUCAGCUGGACUCAAAAUAUCAAUGAAUGAAUUAUCCACUGUGUAAUUUUCAUCUGUAUGAGUCAGCAAGUAAUAUAAUUUGAGAAUGUUUCAUUUCAUUUCAUGCUAGAGUUUGCAAAGUCCUGCUUGUCAAACAGGAAGCUGUAGAAUUAGUUCCCAGAGGACAAUCCAGUCCUCUGGAAUGCCAAUGUUUGCAAGACAAAGACAACAAAUUGCAGAUCCUUAAAGGAAUGACUCUGGUAAAUUUCAUGCUAUUUGGUAGAUAUUGGUUUAUCCUUUCUUCAUGACAGUAAAACAUGACCAGUCAAGCUAAUUAAGAUUGAAAUUCCAAAGAGAAACCAUUGUAACUGUUAGCUAGAAUAAAAUGUAACUUUUGGUAUUGUUUUAGAUGGAACCAGCCAUUUAAAACUGGUGUGACCAGAGUAUCACUUGAACAAAUUACAGGUACUUAGGCCGCAAUUGUUUCUUUAGCCCCAACAGGAGAUGCUUAAAAAGCAAAUUGACUUUCAGGCCGACCAACAGUAAAUAUAGAAAAAAAACUGACUCUCACCAAGAUUUCUUAUGGAGUAGUUGGUAUGAAGAAACAGGAAAAUCUAUGAGGAGAGCACUUAAACUUAGUCGUGAGUGACUAACAACAGUUGUGACAAUCAUUUUCAAAGGUGAAACUUAAUCACACUGUACUAUAAGUAGCGACAGUAAUGACAGCAAGUCUCCUGGAAAUGGCAAUUACCACUCUUCGUACACAAUGUUACUACUUUAAUAACUGAUAUUCUUUUAUUUAGAGAUAAUAAUGGUGUAUUUAGCACUA
Messenger RNA from Stylophora pistillata, 2257 nucleotides. RefSeq names its product arfaptin-2. Gene Ontology annotation, biological process: intracellular protein transport; regulation of Arp2/3 complex-mediated actin nucleation. Lineage: Eukaryota; Metazoa; Cnidaria; Anthozoa; Scleractinia; Pocilloporidae. Gene Ontology annotation, molecular function: protein domain specific binding; phospholipid binding. Gene Ontology annotation, cellular component: trans-Golgi network membrane. The record is from RefSeq and is a predicted model, not a curated record.